Messenger RNA from Platichthys flesus (European flounder), 1618 nucleotides. RefSeq names its product peptidase, mitochondrial processing subunit beta (gene pmpcb). The transcript is spliced from 13 exons. The record is from RefSeq and is a predicted model, not a curated record. Gene Ontology annotation, cellular component: mitochondrion. NCBI's taxonomy places the organism in Eukaryota, Metazoa, Chordata, Actinopteri, Pleuronectiformes, Pleuronectidae. Gene Ontology annotation, molecular function: metalloendopeptidase activity; metal ion binding. Bases 56 to 1501 code for a protein of 481 amino acids.
CGGCGGAUAUUGCUUCAAUGAAAACCGCACACGCGCAGUCUGACAGAUAAACAACAUGGCGGCGUCCGUGCAGCGUUUUACGUCUUCUGGGAGGAUUCUCCUCCAAAGACUGAAGACAAACUCUCUAAACCGGCUCUCAGCCGGAUCACACAGACUGUUGGCCACACAGGCUGCCCAGCAGGUGGCGCUAAAUGUCCCUGAAACCAAGGUGAGCACGCUGGAGAACGGGCUGCGGGUCGCCUCGGAGGACGCGGGACUCACCACAUGCACAGUGGGCCUCUGGAUAGACGCCGGCAGUCGCUAUGAGAACCAGAGGAAUAAUGGCACAGCACAUUUCCUGGAACAUAUGGCAUUUAAGGGCACAAGGAAAAGGUCUCAGUUGGAUCUAGAGCUGGAGAUCGAGAACAUGGGGGCUCACCUGAACGCCUACACGUCCCGGGAGCAGACUGUGUACUACGCCAAAGCUUUCUCCAAGGAUCUUCCACGAGCUGUGGAGAUUCUGGCUGACAUCAUCCAGAACAGUACGCUGGGCGAAGCGGAGAUUGAGAGGGAGCGAGGGGUCAUCCUCCGAGAGAUGCAGGAAGUGGAGACCAACCUGCAGGAAGUGGUCUUCGAUUACCUGCACGCCACAGCCUAUCAGACCACAGCUCUGGGCAGGACCAUUCUGGGCCCCUCUGAGAACAUCAAGACCAUCAACAGAGGAGACCUGGUGGAGUACAUCACCACUCACUACAAAGGCCCCAGAAUAGUGCUGGCUGCUGCCGGAGGUGUUUCACAUGAUGAGCUCAUCGAUUUGGCAAAAUAUCACUUUGGAAAACUUCCUGGUCUACAUCAAGGUGAUGCUCCGCCAGUUCCUCCCUGCCUUUUCACAGGAAGUGAGAUCCGUGUGCGUGAUGACAAGAUGCCCCUGGCUCAUAUUGCCAUCGCUGUGGAGGCAGUGGGCUGGUCUCACCCUGACACUAUCCCCCUCAUGGUGGCAAACACACUCAUCGGAAACUGGGACCGCUCUUUCGGUGGUGGAGUGAAUCUGUCCAGUAAACUGGCCCAAAUGGCCUGUCAGGGAAACCUAUGCCACAGUUUCCAGUCCUUCAACACUUGCUACACCGACACAGGCCUGUGGGGGCUCUACAUGGUGUGUGAGCCCGGCACCAUCAACGACAUGAUGCACUUCACUCAGAUGGAAUGGAUGUCUCUUUGCACGAGCGUGACGGAGAGCGAGGUGGCUCGGGCGAAGAAUCUUCUCAAGACCAACAUGCUGCUGCAUCUCGACGGAUCCACCCCUAUCUGUGAGGACAUCGGCAGACAGAUGUUGUGCUACAGCCGCAGGAUGCCUCUGCAUGAGCUGGAGGCCAGAAUUGAUUCCAUUGAUGCUGACACCAUAAAGGAUGUGUGCACCAAAUACAUCUUCAACAAGGCUCCUGCUAUCGCCGCAGUUGGUCCCAUUGAACAGCUUCCAGACUACAACCAGAUCCGCAGUGGAAUGUACUGGAUGAGAACCUGAUCACCUUUUUAACUGUACAGCAUAAACAUAUAAAGAGAAACCAUAUUUAAGUCUUGUCUUUUUCGUCCUUUAAUUUUUUAUUAUAAAAUAAAGACCAACACAAUAAUGUUAAAAUAA